This is a messenger RNA of Chelonoidis abingdonii (Abingdon island giant tortoise), 2562 nucleotides long. RefSeq names its product CXADR like cell adhesion molecule (gene CLMP). Lineage: Eukaryota; Metazoa; Chordata; Testudines; Testudinidae. The record is from RefSeq and is a predicted model, not a curated record. Gene Ontology annotation, cellular component: cell surface; cytoplasmic microtubule; membrane.
UCUUCUCUCCUUUUCUUUUCAGACAUGCAAAAUUGUUCCAUACAGCCAUAGAUGUGUCUCCCUGCUGCACUGCCUCUGUCUUUCUUCUUCCAGAAACUCAAUGGCCUGAAUUAGCAGGCAGAGAGAUCUAAAAUCUGCUAUCAAAUCUGGAUGGAAACUGGAAAGGGGAUGAAUAGCAGAAAGCAAGAAAGAGCAAAGUUGGUUAUUUUUCUGGCACAUGGAUGCAAUUACGCUGAGUGCAUUCCAGAGGCGUUCCUUUGAAUUCUGUGCAGGUCUGCCUACCAUUUCUGGGAGAAAAGAAGAAAAAGGGAGGAAAAGUCUCUCUCUCUCCUGGAGACGGAAUGUCUGCACUUUCCAUCCUCUUUUUAGCUUCCUGUUCAGUUUGGAUGUCUGGGGCUCAAACAGAAUAUAAGAGGGUGGCUGAGGAAAAUGUCACUCUGCCCUGUCACCACCGUCUGGGCCUCCUGGAGCCAAGAAGCCUGGAUAUUGAGUGGCUGCUGCAUGAUUCCAAAGCUGACCAAAAAGUGGUUAUCACCUACUCUGGAGGCAAUGUGUAUAAUGACCUGAAUGAGGGGCAAAAAGGUCGUGUUUCCUUCACCUCCAAUUUCCUAGCUGGAGACGCCUCCUUACACAUUGUAUCUCUGCAGCCAAGUGAUGCGGGGCAGUACACGUGUAAAGUUAAAAAUGCCGGGCAGUAUGAGUGGUAUCGCAUUACCCUGAUUGUUCUAGAGAAACCUUCCAAGCCCAAAUGCUGGGUGGAAGGCGAACUUUUUGAAGGAAAGGAACUCUCCUUACAGUGCAAUUCUGCCUCCGGCACAGCACCCAUCUCAUACCAGUGGCAGCGCAUAAGUGACAAGGAAGGAAAACUCGGACGCUUGCCACCCACGGCACGAGUCAACAUUUCUAACCCUGGGCAAGUUCUAAUGAAGAAUAUCACACAGAUGGUCACAGGGUUAUACCAAUGCACUGCCUCCAAUGAGGCUGGACAAGAGAACUGUGUUGUGCAGGUAACAGUGCAAUACGCACGAAGUGUUGGCAUGGUCGCCGGAGCAGUGUGUGGGGUGGUGGCGGGAAUUUCCCUGGUCUUCCUGAGCGUGUGGCUGACAAUAAGGAGGAAAGAAAAGAAGAGGUAUGAAGAAGAGGAGGCCCCAAAUGAAAUCAGAGAAGAUGCGGAGGCUCCAAAAGCCCAUCUAGUCAAACCAGGCUCCUCUUCCUCUGGCUCCAGAAGCUCACGUUCAGGCUCCUCCUCAACUAAAUCGACAGCCAACAGUGCCUCUCGCAGCCAACGGACUUUGUCCACGGAAGCCACCCCUCAUAUAACUCCUCCGCAGUACAGCCGGGUGAAGACAGAGGGAAGGGAAAUUGAUUCAAAGAAAGUUAACCAUGCCACCCUGGUGAAAAUGGGAGCCACCCCGGUCAUGCUGCCUGCUCAGAGUCGGGCUUUCCAGACCGUUUGACUGCUCACCUGCAGUUCUGAGAUUCCAGCCAUCCAGAACUCUGUACACGUCACCAGCCAUAUAAGAACAAUUAGAGUAGCUUAUCUUCCUGGGUAGUUUUUGGGUUUUUUAACCACUUCUAAUUAUUCACUCCACAAGAAGCCCUCAACUUCAUCUGUUUCUGCAUAUUCCUACACUGCAGUUCAGAUGCUGUUUUUUUGUUUUUUUAAGAGUUCUGAAGUUGGAGGAAAAAGGGGGCUUUAUUUUGUAGUUAAUAUUAAAAAAGGGAAUGUUGGGUAUUCUGAAAAUCUGGACAGCUGAGCACUGUGAAAAUUUAAGUGUCAUGUUCUGGGGCCUGGAAACAAAUCUCAGGAUUUUUUAAAAAGGGAUCAUCAGAGGCACAAGAUGUAAAAUAUUUCGGUGGGGUUUUGAAAAAAUCUUUCAUACAGGUUUUUGAGGAAUUCAUAAAUGAGCCAUUCUCUUGUCCUCUGAGGCAGUAUCUUAGGUGAGGAUAGUCCUCUGAUCACCUUCAAAGGGAACUGUCAGCUGCUUCAUAUUUUUGCGUUACGCCUUUUAGCAAAAUAACUGUAGGAGGCAAAAACUCAAACCAAAUGGUAAAUGAUAACUCAAAUCAGUAUUGAGAAACAGCAAUAAUGUAACAGACAGAAGUAACCUUUGUGCUGAAGAAAGGACUUUCAUUAUUAGGGGAUGUAGGUACAGCAAUUGCAAGAUGAAACUGAAGACUGACUGAAUAUCGACAUGGUCCCACUGUAAAGGAGUCUUAUCCUACUCUUAUUAAGUCAGCAAAAGGUACUACAAAAAGGUAAAAUCAGUCUAUGAGAGACCAUAAUCAGGCCCUGAAUUCCAAAUAAAGGAAGUCCCUUGUGAGGUGGGGGCUAGUGAUUGAAUAGCAUAAGAAGCCCUGGAGGAUGAACUUUGAGUGUGUCCUUCUUGGUGCCAGAGAUGAUGAUGCAGAAGUCUGGGAUGAGCAGUACUGCAGAACCCUUCUGAACUGUCCCACAGCUGAAGGAAUAAUGUGGUGGAAUUGUCUCUCAUACUUCCAAGUAAGGUCUGAGGUGCCUUGGUGGAACAUGCUGUGAGGCCACACAGGUAAUAGAUAACUAAU